AUGUCGUUCGGGGGUGGUUUCGGUGGCUUCGGCCAGCAGAACCCGACCCAGCAGACCGGCGGCUUUGGCGGCUUUGGGUCCACCAGCAACACUACGACAGGAGGGUUUGGAACAAAUACAAACUCAUUUGGCGGCGCCACUCAGAACACCGGUACCGGUCUCUUUGGCAACACCGGAGCAACUGGCGGCGGCUUUGGAUCCUCGACCGGAGGCUUUGGCAGCACCGGCACUGGCGGUUUCGGUGCGAAGCCUGCAUUCGGGGCGACGACCUCAGCCGGUGGCGGUCUGUUCGGAUCCACGACGGCAACUGCUGGUAGCUCAGGCUUUGGCGGCGGCGGCGGAUUCGGUAAUCCUGCAGCAACCUCUUCACCAUUCGGUGCCGGCGGCGGCACCUCACUGUUUGGCUCCACAGCAGCUAAACCUGCCUUCGGCUCAACGACGGGCACUGGUGGCCUCUUCGGCACGACGCCUGCUGCCAGCACGACGUCAUCUUUUGGUAGUGGCACCACGGCUGGGUUUGGCGCGACGGCCAACCCGGGUAUUGGCACCAAUGUUGGUGACCCUCCUGGCACCAACUCCGUCGCCUUCCAGCCGUAUAUUGAGAAGGAAGCAACAACCAACCAGCAAAACAGCUUCCAAAAUAUCCUCUUCAUGGAUGCCUACAAAAAGUGGUCUCCCGAAGAGCUUCGUUUGACCGAUUACAACCAAGGCCGCCGCUACGGCAAUGCGACCGGAACCGGCGCAUUUGGUGUCGGCUCCAACUUUGGCGGCUUCGGUGCGUCAACCACUCCCUCUACGACAGGCACGACUGGCGGUCUGUUCGGUGGUGGCGGGACGACCACUGGUGGCUUCGGCGCCCAGACCGGCACGACCACGGGCGGCUUCGGCAGCACCUCCACUGGCGGCGGCCUGUUCGGCGCGAAGCCUGCCACAACUGGCGGCCUUUUCGGCAGCACCACGCCUGCCCAGCCAGCACAAACGGGUGGUAUCUUUGGUGGUGGCGGCACCACUGGUGGAUUCGGCUCGUCUACCACCGCUGGCGGUUUCGGUUCGACGCCCGCUGCUGGUACAGGUUCGCUCUUCGGCAGCACCGCGACCCAGAGUAAGCCUGCUGGCGGAUUUGGUUUCGGAAGCACCACGCAGGGCACGACUGGCUUCGGUGCCACUGGAGGUACAAGCGCGUUCGGCACCCCCCAGGCUGCCACCACUACUGGAGGCGGUCUCUUUGGCAGCACACCGGCGGCCAGCACCACACCUGGCGGUGGUCUUUUUGGCGGCGGUGGCCAGACGGGUGCUGCUUCCUCGGGUUUCGGCACCCAGGCAGCUUCUGGAUUCGGUGCCCAGCAGCAGACCGGUGGUGGCCUUUUCGGUCAGGCUAAGCCUGCUACUGGCGGUCUGUUCGGCUCAACCUCGACACCGGCAGCCGGCACCGGUACAACUGGCGGGUCACUCUUUGGCUCAUCCACGACAUCCACACCAUUCGGCGGCACUGCUGGUACACAGCAGACCGGUGGUCUCUUUGGCGCAAAACCGGCAACAACCACGACUGGCGGCCUCUUUGGUAGCACACCUGCGGCUAGCACGACCACUGGUGGCGGUCUCUUUGGCGGUAUUGGCCAGACAGCCCAGACACAACAGCAGCCGGCGCAGACUAGCAGUCUAUUUGGCAGCUCCCUGGGCCAGGCUCAGCAGAAGCCGUCUCUGUUCGGCACAGCGGCCCCUGCCACCGGCGGCGGUCUCUUUGGCGGCCAGCAGAACCCACAGCAACAGCAAGGCGGUCUGUUCGGCCAGAGCACAACCGCGGUCCAGCCUCAGGCUGGUGGUCUUGGCGGUUCUCUCUUUGGAAACGCGCAGCAAGGCAACCCAGGCCUGGGUGCAUCUCAGGGCCUGACCACGAGCAUCAACGACACUGGUGCAUAUGGUGCGCCCUCGCUCUUCCAGAGCUUGGCCGCCCAAGAGGUGCAGAACCCUGGCCCUCUUGCGACCCCUCUGUCCGUCAACAAGACCAAGACUUCUAGGAGAAGUUCGAUCUUGCCGCUGUACAAGAUGACCCCGGGCUCGGCAUCCAAGUUCGCCACUCCCCAAAAGCGUGGCUACGGCUUCUCGUACAGCACCUUUGGCACCCCGAGCAGCGUUUCCAGCACUGCGAGCACGCCCGGCACCAUGAGCCAGAGCCUGCUGGUUGGUAGCAUCGGACGCGGCGGCCUGACGAAGAGCAUUUCGUCGAGCAACCUGCGCCGGACCUUCAACCCCGAGGACAGCAUUCUGCUCCCCGGCGCCUUCUCGUCCAACUCGGGCCCACGCUUCUACGGCAGCACAGGAAGCAGCAAGAAGCUUGUCAUCAACCGCGACAUGCGCUCUGAUCUGUUUUCCACCCCCAGCAAGGUCAGAGACUCUGGUGGUGCCGAUUCCUUGACCGACGCCAGUCUCGGCAGCACCCGGAAGCUGACCAAGAGAGUGAGCUUCGAUACCACCAUAGCCAAGGAUUCCGUCCCCGAGGGCCUCAACGGUAACAACGGCCCGGCCAGCGGCAGUGGCAGCGAACCGGAUAUGGGCUACCUGCGCCCCCAGAGGCGCCCAUCCAACGGCACCAGCAGCUCCUCCAACACUGCUGGCAACGGCAGCAGCUCCGCGCUGGUUGUCUCGCCGGCGUCCAAUGAGCCCGAGAUGGAGCAGGUCACCGGCAAAGAGCUUGCCAUUGUGCACGAGGAGGAGGCCUCACCCGUGCGAGCCCGUUGCAUCCCCAGCAACUACCGCGUUAACAGCAAGGAGCUUGGCAACUACUGGAUGUCGCCCUCCAAGGAGGAGAUUGAGCAGAUGAACCGCGUCCAGCGCCAGCAGGUCGUCAACUUCACCGUCGGCCGCACGAAUGUCGGCCAGGUGCGCUUCCGCGUCCCUGUUGAUCUGACCAAGAUCAACCUGGACUCCAUCAUGGACGGUAUCGUCACGCUCAUCAUCCGCUCCGCCACGGUCUACCCUGACGUCAACACCAAGCCGCCUGUCGGACAGGGCCUCAACGUCCCGGCUGAGAUCCUCCUUCUUCACACUUGUCCCCGCAGCGGACCAGACGCGAACCCCGCCAAAAUGAAGAAGCAUAUCACGCGCCUCAAGAACAUUCCUGAUACCACUUUUGUCAGCUACGACGAGCAGACCGCCGCGUGGGUCUUCCGAGUGGAGCACUUCACCACCUACGGCCUGGACGACGACGACGAUGACGAGACCGACGCAGAGACAACCCGCCUCUCUGCAGCCGCUGGCAACGCUGCGCCUGUGCCCGCCUACAACACAGUGCUACCGUCGACGGAGCAGGUGAACGACGAGGAUACGUUCGACUUUCGUCGCCGCAAGCACGUCUCCGUCCCCGGUGCGUUUGAUGACAGCCACGACAUUAUGGAUGACGAGGACGAAGAAGGCGAUGUGACUUUCCAGCAGUCUUUUUUAUCUAAUCGCUCCGCGGACAUGAACGCCCAAGCCGUGGUGCCCAUCAGCACGAUGGAGCACGACCACGACAUGGAACAAGGCGAGGAUAGUGGUCUGUAUGAGAACGAGGGCGAGGCGCCUUUUUCUCAGCAGCUCUAUUCUGCCGCGGAGCUUGACGACAACAACAGCCUCGAACCCUACCCCUUCCUCCCCGACCUGCCCCCCGUUGUCCAAGAAACGCCUGCCGGCAUCAUGCGGGCUCGCCUCCGGGCAAUCAAGGAGUCCAACACACCACUGAAGCUGCAGGUCGCCGACGGCGACAACUGGAUGGACAUGCUGCAGAAGACGGUCAGCCCCCAGAAGCGUGACCGUGCCGCUCUCAAGGCACUGGGCGAGAACGGCGCUCCCGAGAAGCCUUCAUUCAACGAAAGCAUCGCCAACUUUGACAAGAAGGCCGCUGCGUCCACCGCGGGUCGUGGCUUCGGCGCAAUCGACAACCGUGGUUUCGCCACCAGCAUCGACCUCAUGAACUCGCUCUUUGAAAAGGCCAAGGCCCCGACGACCCAGGCGCCGGAGACGAUUACCCCCGCCAAGGGAUUUGUGAAGGUCCGUAGUGCCCUCCUCAUCCAGUAG
Messenger RNA from Sporothrix schenckii 1099-18, 4053 nucleotides. Its product is annotated as nuclear pore complex protein Nup98-Nup96. Gene Ontology annotation, molecular function: structural constituent of nuclear pore. Gene Ontology annotation, biological process: protein import into nucleus; post-transcriptional tethering of RNA polymerase II gene DNA at nuclear periphery; RNA export from nucleus. Lineage: Eukaryota; Fungi; Ascomycota; Sordariomycetes; Ophiostomatales; Ophiostomataceae. The transcript has 3 exons. The record is from RefSeq and is a predicted model, not a curated record. Gene Ontology annotation, cellular component: nuclear pore; nuclear pore cytoplasmic filaments. Bases 1 to 4053 code for a protein of 1350 amino acids.